Diatraea saccharalis (sugarcane borer) is the source of this 986-nucleotide messenger RNA. The record is from the annotation of a GenBank genome assembly. NCBI's taxonomy places the organism in Eukaryota, Metazoa, Arthropoda, Insecta, Lepidoptera, Crambidae.
UUAAUGUCCAUAUUAAUAUGACAGUUCUGAGUAAAGAUAUUUUAUUAACAUUCAUAUCACAAAUUAAUAAUUCUUUCAGAAUGGACACAAUUUCUGACUACCAGUCGUUCAUUGAAGAUGGUGAACCUGAAUUGAAUUUAACGCAAGACCCUCGAGUUCAAUGGCUGAAGGAAAAAAUUCUCGCAUAUGUUGGCAUUUAUGAUGAAGAAUUAUUUUAUAACAUGUUUGGAACCACUGAAGCCAAACAAAAGAUAACAACUUUUCUUUCAGUGCCAUUAAAAGAAAAUGAGUUAUCACUAGAUAAAAAAACUUUUUAUGUAACUAAGAUCAUUGUUGAUAAACUGAUUCAUGAAGAUAAGGAGUUUACAGAAUGGAGAAUCAUUCCACCACCACCCCCUCCACCACCAAAAGAAAAGAAAAAAAAGAAAAAGAAAGCUGCUGGUGCUGAACCUGAACCAGAAGAAGACCUUUCAAAAAAGUCUGCUAAAAGUAUGAAAAGUAUGAAGAGCAUGAAGAGUAUGAAAAGCAUGAAAAGUAUGAAAGAUAUGGACAUGGAAGAAGAAGACAUCGAAACGGCAGCAGCAGAUAUACAAGAUGACGAGGUGGAACCUAAGAGUACGUACCAACUGGAGCAUGUAGAGGAAGAAGAAAAGCCUUCUCUUCCUGACGAAAAAUAUUCUUUCCCACCUCCACCUGAAGAUUUAGAUCCAGAUAUUGAUGGGACUUUGGAAUAUUACACUGUCAUUAGGGCUAUACCUCGGAUUAUUCAAUACCCAAAACUAAUACCGGUAUUUGGUGCGUUCACGCCCCAAGUGACACAUCGUAAUCGUCGAUACAUCUACUUCAUGAGGCAAACUCCACACGCCAUACCAUUGGCUGAUAAUGACGACAUCACCAAGUUGAUGAUGCCCAAGUAUAUACUCGCUGGUUCGACUACUGGAAAAGUUCUCAUGAGCUUGGGAUUACGCCUGAAAGAGGUUUGUUAA